GCCUGAGCCCGGCUGAGCCGCCGCCGCCGCGAGUCCCGUCCGCUCCGUGUCCGCCACCGAGCCCGGCCGAGCCGCCGCCGCCCGCCAGUCUCUGUUCAUCCAGUCCCUGCACCCUUGAGAUGCUCUCCCUGGAUCCACUGAGUCCCGAGUGGGAUUGCCCCCUGGGCUCCAAGGACCUGGAGGAAGAGGAGGGCCCAUGGGGAGGGGGCUCUGGCCUGCCGCCCACAGGCUGCCUCCCUGGCUCCUGGCGCCAGGACGUGGGCCUGGACUGCAAGGGCUCCCCGGAAGGGGCCGAGGCCCGGGCCUGGACUGUCUACUACUACAGCCUCCUGCAGAGCUGUCUGCAGCAAGCUGGCCUUCCGGAGACCCAGGACCGCAGCCAGGUGCCCCGCACAGGCUGUCCUGGGGCAGAGGUGACCUUGUGCAUUCUGGGAUCCCCGAGCACCUUUCUGUCAGUGCUGCUGGAGGGUGGGGUCCAGAGCCCGGGAAACAUGCUCCUUUGCCUGUCCCCUGCUUGGAUGAUGAAGGUGCCAGCACCCGGGCAGCCGGGUGAGGCAGCCCUGCUGGUCUCCAAGGCCGUGAGCUUCCACCCAGGGGGCAUGACAUUCCUGGAUGACUUUGUCCCCCCGCGCCGUGCCACCUACUUUCUGGCGGGCGUGGGGCAGGGGCUUGGCUGGGGCCGGGAGGCAGCGGAGCUUGCCCGCGACCUGACCUGCCCCACAGGAGCUUCGGCCGAGCUGGCCCGGCUGCUGGAGGACCGGCUGCUGACGAGGCGGUUGCUGGCCCAGCAGGGCGGUGUGGCCGUGCCAGCCACCCUGGCUCUCACCUACAAGCCGCCGGGGCUGCUGCGGGGAGGGGAUGCCAGCCCGGGCCUACGGCUGGUGGAGCUGAGUGGCAAAGAGGGCCAGGAAUCACUCGUGAAAGAGGAAGUAGGGGCCUUUCUGCACUCCGAGGCCCUGGGUGAUGUCCUGCAGGUGGCUGUGAAGCUCAGUGGCUGGCGUUGGCGGGGGCGGCAGGCAUUGCGUCUGCACCGACGGGCGGAGCCGGGCGCCGUGGCGGACACGGUGCUGGCGCUGCUGGAGAAGCUGGAGGAGGAGGAGAGUGUCCUGGUGGAGGCUGUGUGCCCACCUCCCCGGCUGCCCUUCCCAGGCAGCCCCUCACCUGGGCCUGAGCUGGCAGUGCGUAUCUGUGCUGUGGUGUGUCGGACACAGGGCGACAGGCCCCUGCUAAGCAAGGUGGUGUGCGGCGUGGGCCGCGGGGACAGGCCUCUGCGGCACCAGAACUCCCUGCCGUGGACGCUGGAGGUGGCGCUGGCCCAGUGCGGCCUGGGCGAGGCGACGCAGGUGGCGGUUGUGCGGGAGCGCAUCAAGGCGGCGGCCGAGGCCGCCCUGGCCGCAGUGCUGGCCCUGGAGGCCGGCCUGAGUGCCGAGCAGCGCGGUGGGCGCUGGGCCCACACUGACUUCCUCGGCGUGGACUUCGCGCUGACGGUGGCCGACCGCGCGCUGACCCCCGUGGCCCUGGAGCUGAACGGCGGCCUGUGCCUGGAGGCGUGCGGCGCGCUCGAGGGGCAGUGGGCCGCGCCGGGAGCGGCGGCCGACGCCGCGGCGGCCGCGCCGCUCGUGGAGACCAUGCUCCGGCGCUCGGCGCGCUGCCUCAUGGCGGGCAAGCAGCUGCUGGUGGUCGGCGCGGGCGGCGUCAGCAAGAAGUUCGUGUGGGACGCGGCGCGCGACUACGGGCUCCAGCUGCACCUGGUGGAGUCAGACCCCAACCACUUCGCCUCGCAGCUGGUGCAGACCUUCAUCCACUUUGACUUGACGGAGCACCAGAGGGAUGAGGAGAACGCACGGCUGUUGGCAGAGCUGGUGCGGGCGCGCGGCCUGCAGCUGGAUGGCUGUUUCUCCUACUGGGAUGACUGCCUGGUGCUCACAGCCCUGCUCUGCCAGGAGCUGGGUCUGCCCUGCAACUCCCCGGCCGCCAUGCGCCUGGCCAAGCAGAAGAGCUGCACCCAGCUGCACCUGCUGCACUGCCAUGGCCCCCCCUGGCCUGCGCCCUCCCUUCAUGCUGUGCCCUGCUGCCCACUGGCGAGCGAGGCAGACGUGGCGAGGGCCGUCCACCAGGUCCCGCUGCCAGGCGUCAUGAAGCUGGAGUUCGGGGCAGGUGCAGUGGGAGUGCGGCUGGUGGAGGAUGCGCCACAGUGCCACGAACACUUUUCCAGGAUCGCCCGAGACUUGCAGGGUGAGGCUGAUCACCCGGGCAUUGGGCUGGGCUGGGGCAAUGCCAUGCUGCUGAUGGAGUUCGUGGAGGGCACUGAGCACGAUGUGGACCUGGUGUUGUUUGGUGGGCGGCUGCUGGCCGCCUUUGUCUCCGACAACGGCCCCACGAGGCUGCCUGGCUUCACUGAGACAGCCGCCUGCAUGCCCACCGGGCUGGCCCCGGAGCAGGAGGCACAGAUGGUGCAGGCAGCCUUCCGCUGUUGCCUGGGCUGCGGGCUGCUUGACGGGGUCUUCAAUGUGGAGCUCAAGCUGACUGGGGCUGGGCCUCGGCUCAUCGAGAUCAACCCCCGCAUGGGCGGCUUCUAUCUGCGCGACUGGAUCCUGGAGCUCUAUGGUGUGGACCUGCUGCUAGCUGCUGCUAUGGUGGCCUGUGGCCUGCGGCCCGCCCUGCCCACCCACCCACGUGCCCGUGGCCACCUGGUAGGUGUCAUGUGCCUGGUGUCCCAGCACCUGCAGGCCCUGAGUUCCACUGCCAGCCGCGAGACCCUUCAGGCCCUGCAUGACCGGGGCCUGCUGCGCCUCAACCUGCUGGAGGAGGCCCUGGUGCCUGGCGAGUAUGAGGAGCCCUACUGCAGCGUGGCCUGUGCGGGACCCAGCCCGGCUGAGGCCCGCCACCGCCUGCUGGGCCUCUGCCAGGGCCUGGGCAUCGAUGGGCCCAACUACCCCGUCGCCCACUUCCUGUCUCAUUUCAAAUAGCGCUGGGGCCAGGAGGCAGGUGGGAGGUGCUGGGCAAGGGCUGUGGUGCCCUUGCUUCCUGGUGCUCCCCCUGCCUCUCUCCCCAUUGCCCUGUCCCGGCCCCAGUCUGGCCCACUCUGAUGCCUCAGAUCUGUUCCAGAGUGGCAGGGCCAUUUAGGCACCAAGGUCUCCUGGACUCAAAGGCCACAAAAGCAAGUAUCUGGGGGCUGUUGGGGCCUCUUGCCCUCCCAAAAGUCCCAGUCCAUCCCACAGCUUCCCCAGGACUCUAGCCUUGGAGACAUGACAACAGCUGUAUACACACUUUCACCACCACCUCCCCAGGUGGAAGUGGGCCCCAACCCAGCCACUCUGCCCCACCCCUCCAGGUCCGUUUCUCUUCCUGCCACCUAGCAGAGAGAACCUGGCUGGGCCCCUGGCCUUGGACAAAUCCCAGGAAAACCUGAGACUAAAGCCCCUGUCUUUCUUUUACCCAAAUUCCAGGAUAGUUCUAGGGCCUGCUGAAAACUUUCAGCAGUGUCCCACCUGCCUCAUUUGUCCUGAGCAGUAGAAGCAGGUGACCUGCAGUCAGCAGUAAUCAUCUCCCCUCACACGUCCAGUCAGACGCUGCUGCCCCCAUUCUGCAGAUGAGAGGAAACAGGCUCAGAGAGGAAAAAUGACUGCCCCAAGGUCACGCCACAGUGGAUGGAUGGUCGUGGGACAUGAUGCAAGGUUCAGGUUUCUGUUUUGAUUAAGUCUUAUAUGCCCACUCAGCUUCUAGGCCACCCUCACCUCCCUACCUUCAUUCAUAAGUGGCCCUGAGACACGUGAAUACCUCUGUCCCAUGCGCCAUGCACCUUCUCCACUCAGCUUUGGUGCUUUCAUCUCUGGCACACUAACUAGCAUUGGCAGAGGAGAGUCUGCCAAUUCAAGGAAGGCUGCUUUAAGAACCCUGCUUCUGAGCACACAGGAGCUAUGGACAGCUCCCCAAGCAUUCCUCCCCAAAUAAAGGCUUAUGGACUAGUGAA
This is a messenger RNA of Microcebus murinus (gray mouse lemur), 3973 nucleotides long. RefSeq names its product carnosine synthase 1 (gene CARNS1). Lineage: Eukaryota; Metazoa; Chordata; Mammalia; Primates; Cheirogaleidae. Gene Ontology annotation, molecular function: metal ion binding; ATP hydrolysis activity; ATP binding. Gene Ontology annotation, biological process: carnosine biosynthetic process. The record is from RefSeq and is a predicted model, not a curated record.